This is a messenger RNA of Bemisia tabaci, 3354 nucleotides long. RefSeq lists its product as uncharacterized. NCBI's taxonomy places the organism in Eukaryota, Metazoa, Arthropoda, Insecta, Hemiptera, Aleyrodidae. Gene Ontology annotation, cellular component: nucleus. Gene Ontology annotation, biological process: regulation of gene expression. The record is from RefSeq and is a predicted model, not a curated record.
CCCUACCUGGACUGUACUGUGAUAUUUUCUUUCAUUAUAGUACUGAUUAUCUCGGAAACUGUUUUGAUCCGAAAAGUUAAUCGUGUCCCUUUGAUUGAUUUGCUUCUUUACCGGACUUAUUCCUCGUGUGAACUGUGUUUUAUACUCUCACUCGGUACCAAAAGUCAUCAUGGCUCGGUUUUAUUUCUAACCUUACUUGUUGUUUAUAUUGAUAACUGUGUUACCAUGAAAGGCAUACUAUUAUCAAAAUUUCGGAUUCAUGCGAAGGGUGCAAAGGCUUUUGCCCUCUCAGGCUGAUCUAUGUAGAUUUGCCUAUCGGUUCGGGAGGUUUUUCUUCACGUAAGACUCUUAGUUUGAUCAGGAAUCAUGAUGAAUCACCUGCAAUACAGAAAUUCAGGACCUCCUCAGCUGCACCAAACUUUAUGUCCAACCGCCACUUUGCAGAAUUUUGUGCCAAGGUUCGCUCAUCCCACUGUUUCUAAUGCAGGGUUGGUCCUACCCACUUCAGUCAGCAAUGAGCAACUUCGAUACCACAAUGCUAACAACAUUGAUUUGCAACAAAUCUUUCAUGCCGAUAACAGACAUCAUGCCUCCAGCUCAGAUGUCAAAUCAGACAACAUCAACCUCUCUAAUUGUUUCAAACCAAGCUCGUCAAAUCUCCAACCACUAAAUGAUUUGAGUCGACAUUUCAUUCCUGCACCUAACAAUAAUGGUGAGAUUAAAGUGCCGAACAAAGGUUUCAAUCAUAACUUCAAAGCACCUCAACUUCCAGUCGCUGCCAGUACGAACACUCCUCGCAAGAUGGUUGAUGCAGCUACGAUGACUGAUCCUCUAACACCAGAAGAACAAGAGCGUCUUGGUCAGUGGGAGGGAUUCGCAGCCGCUCAGUCUGGAAAUAAAGUAGCUGAAUAUUUAACCAGUCUCCGUCAGUUUUUGAAGUUAUCAGUUCCAAAUGAAGGUAGGAAAAGACAAGGACUUGGCGAUGUGAGAAUUGUAACUGCUCCUGAUGGAUCUAGACUGUAUUGUUGCUCAGAGUGUCACAUGGCGUAUCCAGACAAAACACUGCUAGAACAACAUUUGGCAUCACAUAAAGUAGAGAGACGGUUUAUUUGCACGAUUUGCGGCGCAGGCUUGAAACGGAAAGAGCAUCUGGACAGACACCAAUUAUCACACUCAACAGACCGACCAUAUACAUGCGCAGCCUGUCCAAAAACGUUCAAACGGAACGAACACCUGGCGCGACACUACAUCAUUCACUCAGGUGAGAAAGGCCAGAUCUGCACUGAGUGUGGGAAAGCGUUUUACCGACGCGAUCACCUACAGAAACACACCCAGGGGCACCUUACAAAAAGACUUAGAAUGGCUGCUAUGGCCUCAUAAAUAAACCGUGUUUGUUUUAAUUGCUCCUUAGCAGUCCUGGCCAUUUAUUUUUUAUUCAUAAGUUCUUUUCACAGUAGAAAGUUCUGUGGUCCAGUCUUGUUUCGACCCCAUGGGCUUCUAAAAGAUAAUUGCACCAAGAGAAUGUUAGAGAUGUAUCUGUAUGUAAACAAGCAGCUUGAUUGUUUGUCGUAUACUUGUUCUAAGGUGUACGUUCAACAUUUUGACUGCCUGUUCUUUUGGAAAGACAGUAUUUUCAAUUCAAGCGAGCCGCAAUAUAUUCAGUGUGAGAGGAGUAGCAGUUCAUGUUGGGAUCUGGUAAUGUCACAGAUAAGACUGAGUGUCAUCUAGUAAACAGAAAAAUGCACCUUCAUUUCAGCCAUUAUUCCAGGAGAGAAGUUUGUUUCGCAGUCAUGGAUCUCUCUGUGAUUUUUUUCUAUAUCUGAUAAUAAAAUUAGGUUUCAAAUUUAGAAAUCUUGAUCUGCUUUUUUCAUGAUUCUUGAUGCAUGGGCAGCAUUCAGGGAGAGAGAUAAAAAUGACAUUUUUACAAAUCCUAAAGCCCAUUUUCUCUUGAUAAAAAGUUGACUUGAACUCUUUUACCUUGAACUGUGGUAAAGAAGAAACUAGAAACCUAUCAUUCCUCGAUCUUAGUCUCUGUCACUCAGUUUCCUCGCUGAACUCAGUCUGUACAAUGCAGUUCAAAUUUCUCAGACUAUGAAUGCAUUAAUCUCAACAGUCAGUGAUUGUAAAAACUUGCUGAGAUAUUGAGGCCAGGGGAAUAUAUUUUUUCUGCAGCCUCCUGAGACAGUUCAUUGGAUGCAGGGAGGCUCUCAAUCUCAUCAAGAAAACAUUCAUCUUAGAUGUAUAUCAACUUAUGUAACACUAUCGUCAAACAAACGGAAACUAAGGAGCUGAUAUCCUAAAAGUAAUUCUUACACAGGGGUGUAGAAAAUUCUCAGCUUUCCCACUUUAAAAGCUCUUUCGUUCAAGAAUUUUUAAACUUUGAACAUUUUUCAUCUUCAUUUACAAGUCGCUGUGAUUUUGUGAAUUUUUCUGCAACUUUACGAAACAUACGCAAAUUUUACCGCAGUUUAUGAAGAAGUAAGCAAUUUUAAUGCUACUGCAAGCUGGCCCUCCUAAUUUUUGCAGCUUUCCCAUUUUUCCAUGUAAGUGGAUUAUGAUCCUGUGAUGGGGAAGUUUCUGCGCCCCUGCUCUUUUAAAUCUCUAUAUUAACAGAUUCUAGCCCAAAACUUCAUCACUGCUCUCAUCUAACAACUUUCUUUAACCACCCAAUGGUUCAGCUCUUCUCUGAAUCUGAAAAUUAUUUCUUUGUACUUCAAAAUAACUAAGAGGCACACAUUGCCUUCAUUGGCAAAAUAUUUUCUCAAGGAGUUCUUCAAGUUUUAUCUCCCUCCUAUUUUGUUUUCUUGUUUUGUUAAUUAUUAAUUAUAUUUAAAUAAUUUAUGAUUUCUCACAUUAUAUCUUUAGUCACCGUUGCCUGUGACUUUAAACCAGUCUAUGGAUUAUGAAGUAAUUAGAUUUAUCCUGUAAUUUUUUGUUACAUAUUUUUUUUUUCUUUUAUUUUCAUAAUCCUCCAUUUUAAAAUAAUCUGUAUAGUAUGUGCAAUAUUUCUGUUUUUAUAGUUUUUAUAUCGUGAAGCAACUCAUUGCUAUUAGCUGAUCUCUACAUUCACAUGAUGUAGAAGGAAAAUAAAAGCGCAAUAGCUUUUGAGUGGAAAACUGUGCGAGCGAUUUAAUGUGCAUCAGUAUUAAUCUAGAUACACUUCACCUGUAAUGCAAGCUGCCAAGAGAGGACAAAAACAAACAUUUGUCACUAUAUGGAAUGCGCUUCUUGAUGUAACCAGUUUCAAAAAAAUUAUUCUAAGAUUAAUUGUUACGACUGUAAAAAGUUGUUUUUUGUUUGCGACUCUCACAAGUCGCAUAGAGUUACUCAGAAGUUUAAUCUUGAUGUCUGUAA